Marmota flaviventris (yellow-bellied marmot) is the source of this 2319-nucleotide messenger RNA. It is a transcript of the gene Wdr43, whose product is annotated as WD repeat domain 43. The record is from RefSeq and is a predicted model, not a curated record. Gene Ontology annotation, biological process: maturation of SSU-rRNA from tricistronic rRNA transcript (SSU-rRNA, 5.8S rRNA, LSU-rRNA). Gene Ontology annotation, cellular component: nucleolus. Lineage: Eukaryota; Metazoa; Chordata; Mammalia; Rodentia; Sciuridae. Gene Ontology annotation, molecular function: protein binding.
GUGGCUGCCGCGGAGCCAGAACAGCAAUGGCGGCGGGUGGUGGCGGUAGCUGCGACCCUCUGGCCCCUGCGGGGGUCCCCUGCGCCUUCUCCCCUGACAGACAGGCCUACUUCGCUUUGGCCUCUACCGACGGUCACCUGAGAGUGUGGGAGACAGCCAACAACCGACUGCAUCAGGAGUACGUGCCUUCCGCGCACCUCAGCGGUACCUGCACCUGCCUGGCCUGGGCGCCAGCGCGGCUGCAGGCCAAGGAAAGUCACCAGAGGAAAAAAAGGAAAUCAGAAGCUGUAGGAACGAGUGACCAGAUUGACUUGUUGGCUCUUGGUACAGCAGUUGGUAGCAUUUUGUUGUACAGUACAGUAAAAGGAGAAUUACAUAGUAAAUUAAUAAGUGGUGGACAUGACAACAGAAUCAAUUGUGUACAGUGGCAUGAAGACAGUGGCUGCUUAUAUAGUUGUUCAGAUGAUAAAUAUAUUGUGGAAUGGAACGUACAGACAUGCAAAGUAAAGUGCAAAUGGAAAGGUGACAAUAGCAGCGUCACUUCCCUGUGUAUCAGCCCAGAUGGAAAAAUGUUGCUUUCAGCUGGUCGAACAAUCAAACUAUGGGUUUUGGAGACCAAAGAAGUCUACAGACACUUCACAGGACAUGCGACACCAGUUUCAUCACUUAUGUUCACUACUAUCAGACCUCCUAAUGAGAGCCAGCCCUUUGAUGGAAUUACAGGUCUUUAUUUCUUAUCUGGAGCAGUGCAUGACCGGUUACUUAAUGUCUGGCAGGUCCGGUCAGAAAACAAAGAAAAGAGUGCAGUGAUGUCUUUUACGGUCACUGAUGAACCUGUCUAUAUUGACUUGACUUUGUCAGAAAAUAAAGAGGAGCCUGUCAAGUUAGCUGUUGUUUGCAGAGAUGGUCAGGUCCAUCUUUUUGAACACAUAUUAAAUGGACACUGCAAAAAGCCUUUGACUUCAAACUGUACAAUUCAGAUAACAACACCUGGGAAAGGCAAGAAAUCAACACCAAAACCCAUCCCUAUUCUAGCAGCUGGCUUUUGCCCAGACAAAAUGUCAUUGUUGCUUGUAUAUGGCAAUUGGUUUCAGCCUACUAUUGAGCGAGUGGCUUUAAACUCCAAAGAAACUCAUAUGUGUUUAGUAAGAGAUAUUUCAAACUGCUGGGCCCCAAAAGUAGAAACAGCCAUAACAAAGGUGAGAACACCAGUGAUGAAUUCUGAAGCAAAAGUUCUGGUGCCUGGGAUUCCUGGGCAUCAUGCUGCUAUCAGGCCUCCUCCACCAGCCAAGGAAGUAGAGACCAAGAGGAAAUUAGGAGGAAACGAGGUUAGCAUUGAAGAACGUCUGGGAGCAAUGGAUAUAGAUACAAAAGAAGAAAAAGAUGACCUUUUGCAGACGAAUAGCUUUCCAGUUCUUCUCACACAGGGUUUAGAAAGUAAUGAUUUCGAAAUGCUAAAUAAAGUACUCCAAACUAGGAAUUUAAACCUGAUAAAGAAGACUGUGUUAAGGAUACCCUUGCAUGCUGUUAUUCCAUUGUUGCAAGAGCUUACAAAGAGGUUGCAAGGACAUCCUAAUAGUGCUCUUUUAAUGGUUCAGUGGUUGAAAUGUGUGUUAACGGUUCAUGCAUCAUACCUAUCCACAUUGCCUGAUCUGGUACACCAGCUGGGGACACUGUAUCAGCUAAUGGAAAGCAGAGUCAAAACUUUUCAGAAACUCUCACAUCUUCAUGGAAAGCUUAUCCUUCUAAUCACACAGGUUACAGCGUCAGAGAAAACGAAGGGAAUGACUUCCCCUGGACAGAAGGCAAAGUUGGUGUAUGAAGAAGAAUCUUCUGAAGAGGAGUCUGAUGAUGAAGUAGCAGAUAAGGAUUCUGAUGAUGACUGGGAUGAAGAUGAGGAACAGAAAGAAAGUGAAAAAGAUGAGGACAUUGAUGAAGAGAAUGAGGAGGAAGAUGAGGAUGUUGAAGAAAAAGAAGAAAAUGGUGAGGACAGAGAUGGGGCAAGUGAAAAAGAAUUAAAUGGAGAUUCUGAUUUAGAUCCUGAAAAUGAAAGUGAAGAGGAGUGAAGACAGAAGAGCAAGCCAGUCAGACUGUGAACCCUGACUCACCUUUCCCACUGCUGCGGAGUCCUCCUAGGGAGGGUUGUCCCCGUGCCAGGACGCCAAGGACCGCUGCACAUUUCCACCUUCACAGCGGCGAUUCCCAUGCCACCUUGCUGUCCUGAGUGCCCCAGACUUUUAACUGUGUAAAUAAGAGUGUUUCGUUCAAAUGUUAAUAAACUUUACACAGUAAAUAGACACAUUUUCUGCAAUGUACUGA